Messenger RNA from Theobroma umbraticum, 1312 nucleotides. The record is from RefSeq and is a predicted model, not a curated record. NCBI's taxonomy places the organism in Eukaryota, Viridiplantae, Streptophyta, Magnoliopsida, Malvales, Malvaceae.
CUCCCAACUUAUCAACCAUUUUCUCCUCCAAAAAACCCUCUCUUCCACAAUUCUUUUUCUCUUCCCCUAUCCUUCCCCAACCCUCCAUUUUUCUACAAGCCAACAACUUAAUUCCCUUGACAUAUUGUCCCACGCCUCAAACAAACAACAUUUUCCAGUCUCUCUAAAACAAUAUGGCCUUCCCUAAUUCCUUUCUUCUAGCCGCCCUCUUUUCUUUCCUCUCGCUUCUUCCCUCAGCACAAUCUCGUCUAUCCACCGAGUAUUAUAACAAAACCUGCCCUCAGUUUCAUAACGUAAUGCAAAGAAUCAUUGCUGACAAGCAACUGAGUGCCCCCACAACCGCCGCUGCCAUCCUCCGUGUUUUUCACGACUGCUUUGUCAAUGGCUGUGACGCCUCCCUUCUCAUUGCCUCCAAUGCCUUUAACAAAUCGGAGCUAGCCGCAGAUAACCAGUCCCUCGCUGGAGAUGCCUUUGACCUGAUCGUUCGUGCCAAGACCGCCCUCGAGCUUGAAUGCCCCGGUGUCGUUUCGUGCUCUGACAUUCUCGCGGUUUCUGCUAGAGACCUUGUUGUCAUGGUGGGCGGUCCCUUCUAUAAAGUCCGUUUGGGGAGAAAAGACAGCAAGGAAUCCGAUCCCUCUAUAGUCGAAAGCAAUAUCCCUAAAACUACAACACCAAUGAGUGAGAUUCUUGCUCUCUUCGCUGCCAAAGGGUUUUCAGCCAAAGAAAUGGUUGCCCUUACGGGUGCACAUACCAUUGGUUUCUCCCAUUGUAAAGAGUUUGCCAAUCGAAUAUUCAACUUCAGCAAGACUUCUGAGUAUGACCCUGCCUAUAAUCCUGUAUUCGCACAAGGGUUGAGGAAACUCUGCGCUAAUUAUACCAAAUCUCCAGAAAUGUCAGCUUUCAAUGAUGUGUUCACGCCAGGAAAGUUUGACAACAUGUAUUUCAAGAAUUUGCAAAGAGGAUUGGGGUUGUUGUUGUCUGAUCAGGCUAUGCUCACUGACAACACGACCAGGCCAUUUGUGGACCUGUUUGCUGCAAACCAGACAGCAUUUUUUGAUGCGUUUGCUCGGUCCAUGGAGAAGUUGAGCCUUUAUAAAAUCAAGAGGAAUAGGGAAGGCGAAGUAAGACGCAGAUGCGAUCAAUUUAACACUCUUGAGACUUAAUGAGAGAUACUAGAGGCGGUGGUAGACAAUGCGGAUCAAAGAUUCUUUUUGUUCCUUGGCUUAUAGUUGCCACCGUCACUGUUGUAUUUUAAUCCCAAAAUGUUGUAAGGAAUUGUAGAGCAUCGUCAAGUAUUUUUUUUUUUUUUUCU